AAAUGUAUUCCCUCUCCUUAUUCUGUCCCAUAUUUUAGGUUUUAAAAAUCCGGAUGGUCAUGUGCAAUCAAGAUUACAAAGAAAAGGAAGUAAGUGCUAAUGUUGAUUUUAGAAUAAAAAUGUGAAUCAUUUCAAUUAUUAAUUUCUUUAUAAUUACUUUUAAAUGAUGUUUUAAUAUUUUUGGUGCUUUCCCCCCCUACUUUAGCCGCCUUUCUUGCAUGCAUAUUUUUGUACAAAUAAAUACCCUGCCUAUUUUAGGUCAAAUAAAUGCCUGAACUUCUGGGCUAUAGUUAUGACUAUAGUCAUAAGUAUGUAGUUUUUCAUACACUAAAGAAUAUACAUAUUUUUUUAAAUGCUUGAACUUCAAAAGUUUGCAAGUUCAUUAUUAUAAGGCUUUAUUCUAGCUGGAAUCAAUACUCUCAUUUGCAUUAUAAAAUGAAAAAGAACCCCAUGUACUUAAUAACAGUUUUUACUUGCAAAGAAUGCUUCUGACUUUCUGCAUAAUAAUGGGUGCACAUAAUUUAAUUGUAGAUGAUAGACUCUAAAUGACAAAGUAGCAAGGUUUCCUUGGAUCAGUUUUAUAUAAAACACCUCUCUUAAUAUAAUACUAGGGAGGUCGCAGGCCUUACUAGUAUUAUAUAGUAUGGUUGGGGUUUCAGUUGUUUUCAAUCUGUUCUAGGAAAAAUCUUAAUAGAAUUGAGACAAUAAAAUUGCAAUAUUAUUACCCUAGAUAAACAGUAUGAUGCACUUUUAAAAUUUUACUGUUUGAUGUGCAAGGACAACACAAAAUAUCCACUUUUAGUUUUAAUGAGCUUCUCAAACUUUUUUAGACAGCUAUUACUAAAAGCUGCUCUUUUAAGACAUACCUAGCAUGCUAAAAGUAAGACUAUUCUCAAGUGUUCUUAUAAAUGAAUUCAACAAAGAAAUCAAUAUACUUUUGCCAAACCAGAAGGACCAAAAUAACCAAAAAGGGCAAAGGGGACAAAAUGGGCUAAAGACGAUAUUAGCUGUCUAAAAAAUAGUGUCUGAUAAUAUGGUAUAAGGACUUUUACCACUUUUAUCAUACAUAACUCAUUUCACACUGAACACAUCUUGCAGCAAAUUAGUAUUCAAUUGUGUCUCUAUGGCAUGCAUCCUGUCGCUUAAAUGGAGGCAUACUGGAAUACCAUUGGUAAAGCUCAAUUGACUAUCACAAAAGCAACAGAACGGAUUCAAUUUUGAAAAUGAGACAUUGAAAUUAGUUUCAUAACAAAGGAUUGAUAUCCAAAGGAUCCUUACAUUAGACAUCUGAGAAAAAACAAUGACAGCAUUAUGAGUUUGACACUUUGGCAGUGAUAGAAACUUAUGUGCAGGCUGCACUGUUUCACAACAACAAAGUUAAAGUUUACAGGAAGAUUUUUUCUGCCAUUAAAAGAUUGCCAUUAAAAGUAAGUUAACAAAAUGCUCCUAAUUGAUUUGGAAUGUGUAAGUGACUGGUUGCAGAAAUUGAAUUUGGUGGUAAAAUAUAAUUUACUCACAAAAACUUGUUUGCCUUUUCUUCUUCAAUCUUUAAAUUUUGGAUAGGUAGUUUUGCUGAAGAAAUAAGUUUAAUUUCCAAUUACAGAUAGUUAAACCCUUUCCUCCUGAAGGGGAAAAUACUUAAUUAGCGCAUUUUGUUUAUUUACUCAUCUUACAUCGCAUAAAUGGACCAAAACAGUCAAGAGUAAAUUCAAAGUAACAAACCUACACUGAACUACUACAUCCAUGUUUCUUUACAAUUCAGGUGGUUAGAGAGGAGCUCUUGUCAAAAUUGUCAUAAGCAAAUACAAAUGUUCUUAAACCCUUUCAGCACCUCUCAAAGUAAUAAAUGAAGGGCUUUAAUAUUUUGUUUCUAAAUACUCUCAUAUAGCACUUCUGUAGAAGGUAUUUGUACAUCAGCAAAGUUGCUGCCAUUGAAAGUAAAUAUGCAGAUUUUCUUUUUUAAUUAUGAUAAGAGUAAUUUUCAGUAAGUGCAUCUUUAGUAUUUAUAUUAUUAAAGUUACUCUGUAUUAGAGAACAAUGUACUUCAUAAUGAAUAAGUAACAAUAUAUCUCAAAACAUUUUAUGUAACUUUAUAUUUUUAUUGUAAGAACUAGCAAAACCAACAAAUCCUGAUGCUAUUGAAGAAUUUUUGGCUUUAACUUUAACACAAUAUUUUGGUUUGGUCUUGUGUUAGUGAAUCCAUUUCAAUGAACGUUCAUCAUAAAUCCUUUGAUUUGGUAAAAUUAAAGGCAAUAUUUUCAAGUUGUAAAUGGCCUACAUUAAGUUGGUUCAUACAGCUCCUUUCACAUGUCUUCUAUUUUGCAAACUUUCCAUUUCUUUCAAAACUGUUGCAACAUUAUAUCGCAAAUAAUGAAAUUUGGCCAUAGAAAGUUCAAAUACAAUUACAGAACCAUUGCUUAAAAUCAUUUCAAUGCAGAUACACGGCUCAAGCACUCUGGACAAAAUACUGGAUGAAAUUGUGAUAUCUAUUCUCCAUCUCAAACGAGUCAAUUUAGAGUUGUAUGUAUUAUGACAAACUUUAUUAAAAAAGGUCUCUCUUCUUGGAUCACACAAAAUAUUCAUGAAUUCUGCAGCAACCUCUUCAGGAAACAGAGAUUCUUUCAACCUCUCCUUCAGAGCUUCUGUUUUUGUAUGUCCAACUGGUAGUUUCAUUAUAACUUUGACAAUAUUUAAGACAAUUGCAUACAAAUCAAAAACAUUAAUGUCGCUAUACUGAACAGAAAAUUUCUCCAAUGCGCCUUCUCCAAUGGGUUUUCCUUCUAUUGUAUUUACAGCAACUGCAACAUGUAGAGAUAGUGAUGUUAAGGGAAAAACGAUAGUAAAUUAAAACUCCCAUUAUGUUAAAGGACAAUGUUUCAUUAUUCUUGUGUCUACGCAAAACUGCAGAACUUAUAAAAAAUUUAACUUAUUUUGGUAGAAAUGAUAGAAACUGUACACAUAAAAACUGCACAUUUAUACAGUCAUAGCAAAAUAAUGAGCUUUUGAUACUUAUAAAUAAAAGAAGUGGGGGCUUUAAUUAGGUUUUAUACUUAUUCUAUCCAAUCAUUUGUUAUUACGCUGCAUCAAACUGCGACAGAUCUGCUGCCGCGAGUCUUGAGGAUACUUCAACAAGCUACUGACGGGGCCGCCUGGACUCUUUUUUGACAUGUUGUUUACAUCAACCACCACAAUCUGACAAAUUAACGAUAUAGUAGGUGGAACUAAAGGUAAUAAGCUUCAACUGAGGUUCAUUCUGACUCAGCUCAGAAGUCAGUAUACCCGCGACACAGUUUUUAAAAAUCUAUCAGCUCAACACCAUCUGACCAGCAUCUAACCAUCUGUAUCGCUGCACAUGUCACAUCAGCUGCAGCACUUCGCUGUGGCCGAUUGUACUAUGCGAUACCGUAAACAAACUGGCUGCUCUGCGAUAUGAUACUCCCUGGAGCGUACAAAUGGGUUGUACUAUAAUAUGCUUUUGUUAGAUGCCUUUUGCUUGGCAUCAGCAGGGAUGCACGGCAUCAAGCUACAGCAUAAAGCCAAAAGAUGAGGCAUUAAGAAUGGGUACAAAUUUUUCAGGAAUUCCGUCUGGAUUGGUUUACUCAGUUCAUUUUUUUUGGUACAUAUACGAAAAACGAUAACAAUUAUAUUUCGUUCCCUCUAGUUGGAAUGAACGUACCAGUUUCUUAAAAUUACCAACUAUUGCACUGCAAUACACACACACACAAAUAUAUGCUUCCCUUAAAAAUGUCAUAAUCAUAAAACAUAUAUAGCUUUCUAUGAAUUUUCAAUUUUAUAGUGGUUCUUCUUUUUGCUUUUUGGUGUUUUCAAUGGUGGCCUCAUCAAAACCAAUUACACCAUUUAUUUUUUCAUCAAUGUUGGUCAAAGUUAAAAAUGAGUGGCGUUGGGCGCAUUGCCUGGCAUUGCCGACGUUGAAGUCUGUCAACUGACUGAGCUGUAACUGCAGUAAUGAAGAACGUAAUAUUGACUUUCUGAUUGUUUUUUUGGUGUUAAUAAAAACGCAUUAGAACUUAUAAAAAUAUUCAUGUUGUUGCAAUUAGGCUUGCUAAGGGUUGCCAUGCGCGAGCACCAUUAAACAACAAACGCCGAAGAAUUUCUUUCUAAUUAAUGUUUGAUUUUUAUGACUGAGCUUAGUGGUUGAGCUUUGAAAAAACAACAACAAAAAAACUAUUAAAUGUUUGGAAGAUGUAACUGAUCGGAAUGAUGUUGCUAGUGAUUAUAAUUUACCCUUUUAAAGUUAAUUAUUUAUAAUUUUGAAAUGCGUUGGUCUGUUAGAUCACGGCUACCUUUGUAAUGUUCAACAAAAACAUGGUGUAAGUUGAUACUUCAAUUUAGUCACCAACAUUUAAUGAGAAUGGCAACACAAGAUACAGCUUCUUUAAAAGCUGCAAUUACUCAGUAUAAAUCCCAGGUAAAUUUGGCAAUUAAUAGUGCUACAGGCCCUGAACAUGAAAAUUUAAUUUUAUUGCGUUCAGAGAUUCAAGAACUCAUUAAUUUGACUCAAGAAACCUUGGAUAAUGUGAUAAGGCAGCAAGAAUCAUUAUCAAAGGAUUCUGAUGAUCCUUUAGCCAAGGAAUAUGCUCUAUUUAAGGCUGAGCUUGAGAACGACAGUCAAAUUGAAACAAAUGUUCAAAAGUUAGAAAGUAUUGAGGAUGAUCUGAAAUCUUUAAAUGGUAUGAAAUGUCAAGCUCCCCAUAAGCAUCAGUGGGGAGAAACAUGUUACCAUAAUGCCUUGGUGUGUGGAGCAGAGCCUACUUCUGACAUUUCCACAAUGGAAGAAAUUCAAGUUCGUGUAAUGUUUAUAAAUCCUACUCAUCGAGAAAUGUUGCCAUGUCCAUAUUUCCUCGAUGGAGAAUGUAGAUUUUCAGAUGAGAAAUGUCAUUAUUCUCAUGGUGAAUUAGUGUGUUUAUCAGCAUUGAAAGAAUACAGAGAUCCAGAUUUUUCAAUAGUCCAACCUGGCAAAGGUAUUUUAGCGAAGAGCAGUGAUAACUUAUGGUACCGAGCUAUUGUGUUAUCUUCACCAGAAAACAAUAAAUGUUCUGUAAAGUUUGAAUCGAGUGGCAAAAAGUGUGAAGUUAAUCUUCAUGAUACGAUUCCUUUAGAGGACAAGGACCAAACUGAAAGUGCUGAGUCUGGAUUAUCUGAUGAAUCUGACCAAGAAGUUGUCGAUGUUUCUGUGGAGGAGUUUUUAGUUCAGCAGAGUUUACUGAGAUCACCCCCCAACCUGGCUCUUGGUGGUUGGGAAAAAUACACUAAGGGGUUUGGAUCUCGGUUGAUGGCUCAGAUGGGGUACAUUACAGGCACUGGCUUAGGAAAGAACGGUGAAGGUCGCAUUGAGCCUGUUGAAGCUGUAAUCCUUCCGGCGGGAAAGUCAUUAGACCAUUGUAUGGAGUUAAAGGAACAAGCUGGAGGAGAUGAGGAUUUGUUUAAGGCUGAAAAGCGAUUGAAGAGAUUACAAAAAAAAGAGGAACAGAAACAAAAGCAAUUAGCAGAACGUGAAAAGAAUAAUAAAAAUAUAUUUGAUUUCAUUAAUAGCAAAUUGGGAGGAAAGAAAGGUGAUAUCAGUGAUCUCCAUGCAGGAGGGACUGAUUCAAGAUGCAAACGCCAAGUGUCCACAAAGGACUUGCAGUCUAGAAGUAAUAAAAAUCUAAAUUUGGUUAGCUUGCAAGUUGAUCAAGAAAUAAAACGUGCUGAACAAGAGAUUGCAAGAAUGCAAGAAUCUCUAGUUCGACAUGCAGAAGGAACUUCAUCAUACAAACGGAUUGCAGGCCAGUUACAAGACAAGCAUGAUGCUUUGAAGCAGUUGAGGUUAUCUGAGAACAAUAUUAACCAGGAGAGUAAGAGAAGAAAAGAUCAUAAAAAAUUGACCAUAUUCUAACUGACAUCACAUUUUGGUUUGAUGCAUUUUCCUGUUCUACAAACACGUAUUUAAUUUUUUUUUAAAUGAUUAUUUUGUAAUAAUGUGAGCAAUUAUCUGUCAAAAUUGGCAGCGACAUUUAUUUAAUUUUGCGUAUUAAAAAUAAUUUUUUUUAAAGAAAAUUCUUGUGACUAUGAAAUACAGAUUUUUAUGUUAAUGACCCUUUUCUGUGUUGCAUUAACACAAAAGCCUGUACAAUCAAUAUUUGAGAAUAAAGUAGUAAAUUUUAUUAAUUGUCUCAUAAUAAAAUAUAGGAAGUUUGUUGAUUCAAAAUAUUUUUGAAACUAUCACUUUUUAUUUUUUCUCUCUCUUUGACAUUAAAAAAACAUUGUAUUAAUUCGCCGGCAGAUUAUUCUGCAUGUUGUAAAUCAUUGCUUUGUAAAAAUGGCUUCAUACUGAAUCCUAACUUCGCCAGGAUGAGUUGGCUCAGUCAGCUACUGUUGCUGUUGCAGGAGGUUGCACUCUCAUCAGGAGGUUCUAGGAUUCAAGUCCCGAUCAUAAUUGUUCGACCUUAGCCAGAGAACUAGGUUGAAUUCAGCCACUGUCUGGAUAAGAAUUCUAGCAACUGGCUCUACAUAUGUUGUUUUUUCUUAUUUCUCUUUUCUGUACCAGGUGACAGCUGGUACAGUUCCCUAACAAAUGGUCCCCAGACCGCACACUAUUUUUCCUUUCUCAUUUUUGCCUCUCUUCUCCCUUUACACACACUUACCUGCACUUCACAACUCCUCAUGGGAGACAAGUCGAGAACCUAGAGCUUGUCCCAGCCAGGGUGUUGCCCCACUGGUGAAAAUACUCGGGACAGAGAAACUCGUGCAAGCUGGUGACAGAUAUCACAUUCCAGCAGGGGAGGAACAGAGGCAACUCCAUUAAUGACAUAUACUAAACUUUACAGACUUAAGAUCAUUGUAUUUUUUCUACCUGGAAACACAAAAUAGUCUUUCUAACGACCAGUCUGAAUAAACAUUCUAAUAUCGAAAUUAAGUUUUAUAAUAAUAAUGAGAUUUGAUUUCACAAAAAAAUCAAGUAGUCAAUUUGUUUAUGUAUUCCUUCAGUAAAAGUUUAUAUGGAUUUAAAGUUACUCCUUAUAUCUCCAUGCUAUGACGUAGGAAUCCCCAGAAGAGCUAUACCUCCAACAUGUAAUAGAAAGUUGAAAAUGAUCUCAUUUUGUAGAAUAUUGCUCAAGAAAUAACUAGGGGUCCCACCUGUCCCCGCUUGACCCACAUCUUUGCCCCAACAAAUUUCCAGGGUAUUACCUGCACACGUUUCAAUCCUAUGUAAUCUCCUCUGUUCCAUCACAUGUUUAUUGCCAAAAGAUUGCACAUUUAGAUCAAAAGUAGAAGUAACUUCAUAAUGGUACCUAUAACUUUGCUGACCUUUCUGUGCUACCUUCAAAACCACCCAAAAUUCUCAGUAGUCCCAAUUUUCUGUAUACGAGAUAUAAUUUUUGAUGUGGUGAACCACAAUGUUGGUCCUUAAAAUAGUAUCAAAUUAGAACACAUUUUUUUAAAAGUAUUAUACCUCUGAACACAAAAAAUCAUUACUGAACGGGUUAAAUCUGUUUGAUGCAGAACUGGACAGUAAUUCUCUUAUCCAGUAGCUGCACAUUUAUGGAGUUUUGUGUUGAUAGUUUCUUAUAAAUGGUACAAAACCAUAAACCCAUUACAGUAUUAGAGGGAGAAAAUGAUUUUAAAACCAUUUUUUCACUUCUAUUAAAGAAAAAAAGUGCAAUAAAAAUACUCGCUUUUGUCUCGCCUAAUGUCCAUAUCAGAUAAGAAAUUUCAAAUAAAAACAAAUGGAAAGGCUAUAAUGUGACAAAAAAGUUUAAUGAAUUUAGAAAGUACACACAGGAAUUUCCUGUGAACUUUCAAAGCAAUCUUUUGAGUCCUAUUUAAAAAUCAUUGUUAUUCAUUCAUGUUGAACUAAUUUUAUGUAUUUCAUGAUAGAAAAAGCUAAAUGUACAAAAUAUCUUUCAAAAUACUAAGAUUACAAAUUACUGGGGAAUAAAUGAGCAUAUACCAGGAGAAACGUGCGAUACCUUGCUGGGACAUUCAAUUCUUUCAACUAUUAAAAACCGUUUGUAUCAUUGCUUCUGUUACGUAGCUAUGGUAUUCAUUAGUUGGCAAUUGUGGAGCAGGAAACACUUUCUCCAUGUCAUUAUUAGAACCAACUAUGAUCAGGAAAUGAAAUGUGAAAAAUUUUCAAUUCAUAUUCAUAUGUAUUUCACUGUAAGGCAGACCUUCAAUUACGAUUAACUUUCCAUGAAAUAACAUUUCUUCACAU
Gryllus bimaculatus (two-spotted cricket) is the source of this 8215-nucleotide messenger RNA. The record is from the annotation of a GenBank genome assembly. NCBI's taxonomy places the organism in Eukaryota, Metazoa, Arthropoda, Insecta, Orthoptera, Gryllidae.